This is a messenger RNA of Penicillium canescens, 744 nucleotides long. RefSeq names its product Ankyrin repeat-containing protein. Bases 1 to 744 code for a protein of 247 amino acids. The transcript is spliced from 2 exons. Lineage: Eukaryota; Fungi; Ascomycota; Eurotiomycetes; Eurotiales; Aspergillaceae. The record is from RefSeq and is a predicted model, not a curated record.
AUGGAUAAUAUCGCAUACAAACACAAUAUUGUCGAGGCAGAGGAGGUCCAGUUCGACAAUCGAUACUAUAAUUCUAACCCCAAGGAGGCGUGCAAAGCCACACUGAGCUCUGACACCUUGAAGUUUAUCUUCACGAGUAGACCAUAUCCGACCAUUCAGAGCCAGCUUCGAAGCCUGUUCAGAAAUUUGGACUCUAUCACAAUCCGAGAUGAGCACGCUCUGAACUCGAUUCUGAUUCGGCAUGACAUUGACAUGUUUAUCGACACGAAGGUAGAUCAAAUGCUUGCGGAGUUGCGUCCGGGCCAAGAUAACGACAGAGAGCGCCAGAAGUUGCGCAAGGAUUUAACGCGGAACCUCAAGGGCAGAAGCAUUCGGAGUUACACGUGGGCUAGCCUGGUCCUUGCCGAUCUCCAGCAGUCCGGGCAUACGGAUAUAAGUAGAUUGAGGCAGUAUCCUAAUAAGGUCCCGACGAAUCUUGAUGAAUCCUGCACAUCAUCCAUGCCGAAAUCAGGUUUGGUGUUCCACACAUCAAUGUCAUUGAAAUCGCCGUUGGACUCUUUGUCAGAUUCAAGUUUUAUUGAGGCCAUAUCGUCGUCGUCAUGGUCUGAUGUGCUCCUGGCUUCGGCAGAGAGUUCCGCUACUGUGUCCAACUCUCGCUGGAGCUCCUUUUUUAGCUCGAGAUUUGUCAACAAAGCUAAUACUAGCGCUGCUCAUCCGUCAUGCGGCCCUCUAGAGGAUAGAUAA